This is a messenger RNA of Cottoperca gobio, 1441 nucleotides long. Its product is annotated as RNA-binding motif, single-stranded-interacting protein 2-like. Gene Ontology annotation, molecular function: RNA binding. The coding region runs from base 55 to 1248 and encodes 397 amino acids. The transcript is spliced from 14 exons. The record is from RefSeq and is a predicted model, not a curated record. Lineage: Eukaryota; Metazoa; Chordata; Actinopteri; Perciformes; Bovichtidae.
CGUCAGCUGGCAGCCUGGGCUGUGCUCGCCGCUCCGGACAUAGCGCCGAGAAAAAUGCUGCUCUCCGUACCGCCAAGGGCAGGAAUCAACCCAUACAACGGCUAUAACAGCAGAAACAGCAAAAAGACCUAUGUGUCCUCCAGCCAUCAAAUGGCGCCCCCCAGUCCCAACCACAACAGUAGCAGCAACAGCAGCGGGGGCGGGGAACAGCUGAGUAAAACUAACCUGUAUAUCCGCGGCCUCCAUCCGGGGACCACAGACCAAGACCUGGUCAAGCUCUGCCAACCAUAUGGGAAGAUUGUGUCGACCAAGGCCAUCUUGGAUAAAACCACCAACAAAUGUAAAGGAUAUGGCUUUGUGGACUUCGACAGUCCGGCAGCAGCACAGAAAGCUGUUACAGCUCUGAAGUCCAGCGGGGUCCAGGCUCAGAUGGCCAAACAACAAGAGCAGGACCCCACCAACCUCUACAUCUCCAACCUGCCAGUGUCGAUGGAUGAGCAAGAGCUGGAGAGCAUGCUCAAGUCCUUUGGCCAGGUCAUCUCCACACGCAUCCUCCGCGACGCUAACGGGACCAGCCGUGGUGUGGGAUUUGCCAGAAUGGAGUCCACGGAGAAGUGCGAGGCCAUAAUUCAGCAUUUCAACGGCAAAUUCAUCAAGACUCCACCAGGAGUGCCUGUGCCCACAGAGCCCUUAUUAUGUAAGUUUGCAGACGGAGGUCAGAAGAAGAGGCAGAACCAGGGGAAGUACCUCCACAAUGGAAGGCCCUGGGCUAGAGAUGGAGAUACAGGAGGAAUGACUCUUGCGUAUGACCCCGCAGCCUUACAAAAUGGCUUCUACUCCUCACCCUACAGUCUGGCUCCAAACCGAAUGAUCGCCCAGACUUCCCUCUCACCCUACAUGCAUUCUCCCGUCUCAUCCUACCAGGUACACAGCCCGUCCUGGAUGCACCAUCAGUCGUACCUCAUGCAGCCAGCUGGUACAGUUCUUACCCCAACAAUGGAUCACGCCAUGUCCAUCCAGCCCACGUCCAUGAUGGGACCUCUCGCCCAACAGCUAAGCCACCUGUCCAUGGGAAGCACGGGCACAUAUAUUCCGGCCAACACAACUAUGCAGGGGACCUACAUCCCCCAGUACACCCCAGUGCCUCCCUCCAGUGUCCCAGUAGAGGAGAAUGGGGGUCAACAGCAACAGGUUGCCAUGGAGACUCCCGCAGAACACACAAACUACUCUUACCAACACACCAAGUAAAGCUAAGCUCCCAGCACGGUGGGGCCGGGGGCACGAGAUGAAUCCAACCAAAUAGGAUUCAGCUGAAAGAGAACUGUGCUCCAUACCAUCACCAAGCACCCGGACUUGAACAUGGAUAACAAAAGGAACGUCUGUGUGUGUGUGUGUGUGUGUGUGUGUGUGUGUGUGUGUGUGUGUGUGUAUGUCUUUUUGU